This is a messenger RNA of Anopheles stephensi (Asian malaria mosquito), 1377 nucleotides long. RefSeq names its product endochitinase-like. Gene Ontology annotation, cellular component: extracellular region. The record is from RefSeq and is a predicted model, not a curated record. Gene Ontology annotation, molecular function: chitin binding; chitinase activity. NCBI's taxonomy places the organism in Eukaryota, Metazoa, Arthropoda, Insecta, Diptera, Culicidae. Gene Ontology annotation, biological process: carbohydrate metabolic process; chitin catabolic process. The transcript has 3 exons. The coding region runs from base 114 to 1271 and encodes 385 amino acids.
UAUCAUCGGAUGUUAGCGAUGGGUGACGGCACUUCAGUUACCUUCCAGGCGUACGCCAGUACGGUUGGGCGAGUUGUUGUUCAAGUGUACGGUUCCGCUCCAGCUCGGCAGCAAUGGCUGUACAUCAACCUUUCACAACAAUUGCUUCUACCCUAACGCUCCUGUUGUUGAUUUGCUCCAACGGCUUAACCAACGCCGAGCGGGUCGUGUGUAGCUUCUCAACCCAUGCCUCACAACGACCAGGCGAAUAUAGCUACCAGAUAGCAGAUAUUCCUGUUUCGCUCUGCACUCACCUGGUGUACGAUCACUUGGACAUCGAUUACUUUACUCACGAGCUCAUACCCAACAAUCCGGCCUAUGACGUGUUGGAAAAUGGUUGGCAAAAGUUCUCCGGCCUGAAGCGCACCAACCCGGACCUGAAGCUUCUGAUAAGCGUCCGCAGUCCGAUCCUGCUGGAGGUGGCUGAAGAUGCGACAUCACGCAAGACGCUUAUCGGACACAUACUGCAGCAGAUCGAGUGGAUGAAGGUCGAUGGUGUGGAGCUGAUGUGGGCGGGAGGAAACGAAGAUGGUUUAUACAUGUUACUGAAGGAACUUAAAAGCAGCUUCAUCGCUGCCGGACAUCCAACGUGGGAGGUAAGCGUGUUGGUGCAGAUCGAACAAGAAGUCGUGGAUUACGCGAAGCUAUGCAGGCUGGUCGAUUUUGUGCAUCUUUUAGGGAUCGGUGAACGUAAGCCGCGCUAUCGCGACAACAGUGCAACACCGACAGCGAAAACAACGCUCGGCGUAGGCGAGCUUAAGAAUGCGAGUCUCGAGCGUGCCCUAGAUCACUUCAUCGAGACUCGCUGUCCCGCGAACAAGAUCGUACUGAUAGUGUUCCUGUUCGCCCAAACGUACACGCUGGGCAAUGCGGAAAACGGGGACGGUCCGACCGAGCUUAACACACUUUGUACCGUGACGGAAGGAAUGCCCCACUGUGCGUAUGUGGAGUUUUGUCAGAAGUUAAACGAAAGCGAAUGGACGCUUGGUUCGGACGAUCCGGAAGGAUUUGCACCGCACGCAAUCCAGAGCAAUCGUUGGGUGGCGUACGAGAAUGAAGCUUCCAUUGGGCGACAGGGUGAGAUCGCGAGAAGGAAACAUUUGGCCGGCGUAUACGUGUUCUCGCUGGAUCUGGAUGACUACCGUGGCAAGUGUGGCACAUUGUACCCUUUAACUACGGCGCUGAGCAGAUCGCUUACAGGUAGGGAUAAGGAAGUGAAGCAAUCAAAGUAAUUACUCACUUAAUAACGAUGGCAUUGAUUACCUGUUGAUUCUGACCAGAUUGGACGUAUUGAGUUGGUUUUAUGUUUGAAAUAAAAAUGUAUUUUACUGCCCCUAA